UCCUUGGUGUCAAUAUCACGUGACGUGGGCGGAGUAUUUACCGCGGCUUCAUUUCGGUAGACGUUUCGAACGCUCCAUGUGGUUGAGUCGGUGUCGAAAUGUUUAAGAUAGAGAAAGUCGUUGUUGGGGGUGAGAAGAGAUCCACCUCAGCGGAGAUCAAGUCUGAGCCCGCGGUCGUCCCUCUGCAGUCCUAUCAGCAUGAGAGUCUACAGUGUUUUCAGUGCUUCAUCACCUUCUGCAAUGCCAAAGCCAAGGAGAGACACAUGAGGAAGAGUCAUCGGGACCAGUACAAACAGCAGCUGCAGCAGACUAAUACAAUCUUCCUUUGCUACAAAUGUGACAAGUCCUUCUCCUCCUCUGACGACCUCACCCAGCACCAGGCCACCCACAACACAGAGGAGAAGCCCUUCCGCUGUGCUCACUGCAAGAAAAACUUCUUUACCUUCACUGAGCUGAACAAACACAGACGAUACGAGUGCAUAGAACGACGGUGUCCCUGCAGAGACUGUGGCGCCUUGUUCCCCAGUCCUUCAAGACUUCGCAGCCACCGUAUUGCAGUGCACCCCCAGCGCCCAGUAGUGGCAGAUGACGUCAACACUUACCAAUGCUGCAAAUGCAGUCAGGGUUUCCAGACAGAGGAAGAGCUCCUGCAGCACCAGGAGAAAUACGCUAGUAAUCUAAACUGUGAUGUUAAACCACCUGGCAAAAAACGUGGCCGUAAACCAAAGUACACAGCUCAAUUAGGGACGAUUGACACCAAGGUCAAACAAGAAGAGGGAGAAGGAUAUGAUGACUCAACAGCAGAGGGGUGCCCCUCCAAUGAGCUGCAAACAGAGCUCAAGAUUCCUUGUUCUGAAGCAGAUUGUGACCUCGUAUUUCCUUCUGUUACAGCCCUGAGGGCACACAAGAGGGAGAAGCAUGGGCCUCCCCCUUGUACUGGAAAAAAACAGCCUUAAACUUUGAGCAACCUUAAACUUUAUUUGAUCCACUGUUCUAACUUAUAGCCGACAGUUUUUCAAUUGAGCACCUAUGGGAGGGUGUCUGGAGCGCAUCUACAUGGACAGUAUGCUGUGAAUCAAUGAUGCAGCUGUGAAUCAAUGAUGCAGCAGCAGACUCUCUGAUAGGAGAUGACAGUUUCUCACGUCAUCGUAAUCUCUCCCCGCCAACUUUUUAUUCACUGAAAUUUCUUGCAAGGGGUACAUGCACACAGAGUGUAAUGACACCUACACUCAGCCUGAGCAGCUCAAAGAUCAUACAACCUGGACUCAUCACUCUGGAUACAACUGACCCACCAGAACACCCACAGUGAGCACUGUGGGAGAAGAGGUUGCAGAACAAAGAUAAUAUAUGAGGGAAAUACUUCAUCCUACAUCAUUCAGAUAAAUGAUUGUCAGAGUGUUUGCAUAAUUUUCUCUGUAGUGUAGGUAGAAGAUUUAUAUGUGAAUAUUUCAGGGCGAGAGUUUUUGCAGCAAGGUUAUGUAAUACUGUUGAAUUAUGGAGGUUGUUUCUGGAAUGCCUUUUUUCCACUUGCUUUCAAAAGACAUCUUAUACAUGUGAAUAAACCUCUGUACCACUCUGUAUAUGGCUAUGACUUAUGUCCACUAUGAACAAAUGUCACAUGGGCCUUUUUGCUGAUCCAGUUACCUCUAUUGUACUGGAAAGUUGUAUAGUCAUUGUAGAGUAACUAGAUGAUUCUCCCUCAAAUGUUUGGGAAUGUUUUGUAUUUAACUGUACUAUUUCAUUGUGGGGAAAACUUUUAAAGGUGACAAUCACAUGAAGAAUGUAAGGCCAAAACAUAAUAAAAUCCAUAUCCAAUUAAUA
Messenger RNA from Acanthopagrus latus (yellowfin seabream), 1821 nucleotides. Its product is annotated as zinc finger protein 786-like. Gene Ontology annotation, molecular function: DNA-binding transcription factor activity, RNA polymerase II-specific; sequence-specific DNA binding. Gene Ontology annotation, cellular component: nucleus. Bases 99 to 956 code for a protein of 285 amino acids. The record is from RefSeq and is a predicted model, not a curated record. Gene Ontology annotation, biological process: regulation of transcription by RNA polymerase II. Lineage: Eukaryota; Metazoa; Chordata; Actinopteri; Spariformes; Sparidae. The transcript is spliced from 5 exons.